Plectropomus leopardus (leopard coralgrouper) is the source of this 1642-nucleotide messenger RNA. The record is from RefSeq and is a predicted model, not a curated record. NCBI's taxonomy places the organism in Eukaryota, Metazoa, Chordata, Actinopteri, Perciformes, Serranidae.
UGGCGGUGAGGACGCUGACUGAAGGACGCCAUGCUGUCUCCCCUCAGGAGGACGCUGUCCCUCGCUGUGUGCAGGACGUCGUCCUCCAGCGGCGGCGCUGCGGGGCCGCUGUACUUCGACGGCGGCGGCGCUGCGGGGCUGGUCCUGCGCUCGCGGUCCACAGACGUGUUCCAGAACCUGGCUCUGGAGGACUGGAUCGAGGCCAACGUGGACCUGCAGCGUCGCGGCGUGCUGCUGCUGUGGAGGAACCGUCCCGCCGUGGUCAUCGGGCGCCAUCAGAACCCGUGGAGCGAGUGCAACCUGCCGGCCAUGAGGCGGGCGGGGGUUCCUCUGGCCCGCAGGCGCAGCGGCGGUGGGACCGUCUUCCACGACCUCGGGAACCUCAACCUGACGUUCUUCACGUCCAAGACGGCGUAUGACCGCCAGAGGAACCUGCGUGUCGUCACCGACGCUCUGCGGCGGCUCAGACCGCAGCUGGACGUGCGCGCCAGCGACAGACUCGACAUUGUUCUCGACGGACGCUUCAAGAUCUCAGGAAGUGCGUCCAGGCUGAGCAGGAAGUCGUCGUACCAUCACUGCACGCUGCUGCACUCUGCCGACCGCUCCGCCCUCAGCGACCUGCUCCGCCCCUCGUGCCCCGGUAUCCAUAGCAACGCCACGCCCAGCGUCCCCUCGCCCGUCGCCAACCUGCAGGACCACGCCCCCUCGCUGCAGUGGGAGGAGCUUCUGGACGCGCUGGAGCAGCAGUACAACGCAGAGUUCGGCUUCGGCGCCGCCUCCGCGCUCGUCGACCCGGACGACGAGGCGGCGUUCCCGGGAAUCGGCCGGUGCGCGGCGGAGCUGCGCGGCUGGGACUGGACGUUCGGCAAGACGCCCAAAUUCAGCGUCCGGACCGUCCUGGAGCUGAGGGACGAUGUGACGGGCGCCCGCGGCUCCGCCCGCCUGCAGCUGGAGGUGAAGAGCGGCGCGAUGGAGCGCUGCGAGCUGGAUGUCCCCGCCGACUGGCUGCCGCGGCGGCUGAGCGGCGAGCUGAGCGGCGCGCUGCAGGGAGAGCGCUUCUGCCGCCGGAGCGCCGCCGCAGCUGCCUGCGCGCUGCUGAGGACGCAGAGCGGACAGCUGCGGCGCCGACUGAGCGCGCUGUGUGACGCCGUGCUGACGGCCAUGGGCUGAAAGAAAACGCUGUUUACGAAAUCAUACUUUGUUUGUUUGUUUGUUUGUUUGUUUUUCUCAGGUUUGCAUAUCACAAUGACCGAAACGUUUUUGUUGGUUUGGACAAAAAAAAAAAGACUUUAAAGACAUUUUUUAAACUCUUUCUGAUGUUUUAUAAACCAAAAAUAAAUAAUAAAUAUUAAAAAUAAUAUGAGUAAUAAAUAUUAGAAAUAAUCUUGUUAGUUGCAGCGUGGAGACUUUUCUGUAACGUUGGUGCUAAAUAGUACAAAAGUGCCUUAAUAUGGAAUAAUUAUUCAGUCAGUAUUGAAUAAAUAAAUAAAUAGAUAAGCCACUGAGAUCAAUCAAGCAGGUGAUUAAUGGCUAUAAACAUUUGAAUAAAUUUGGCAAAGAAAUUAAUUUUGAAAUAAUUUGACAAUGCAAUAAAUGUGGAAUUAGAAAAUUUUAAAAAUCCCCUGAAAUACAUGAAUAAAUA